CGCAUGCGCUGGGGGCGGGACUUCCGGCUACGUUCCCUGCUGUGUAUGUAUUUAUCUUUCUUAGCGUCUGCUUUUCUCUUCAGGUUCCGGAACGCGGGUUCAGGGUCUGGGUGACUGGUCGUGAAGACGCGACGGGAGGCGCGGUCCCCGCCUAACACAGUUCAGGCCGGGUGUCCGCUCCCCUCCGGCCUGCUGCCGGCGCACCGAGUCCGAUGGCGGCGGCCGCGCCCAUGGACUCGGCUGAGGAACGCAAGGAGAGCAUGGAACAUUCAACUGUCUGUCUAUCUUACCCAGAGACGUCUUAAAGAACUGAUUCCUGGGCUACCACUGAAGUGUCUGAGUCAAGAGGUCUCUGUUGUGGACUGAGAAUGAGCAUUUCUAAUGAGCUGAGGCUCAGAUUCUCCCCUUGCACACUGGCUCCAACUGAAAAUGGCAACAUGUGUUUGGUACCAAAAACAGCAUUGGUCAACUUGCACUAUGAUUGGGAUGAUUUCAGACUCCUAAAAGGAACUGGGUAUAUCUGAGACUAUGGACGAAGAAAUAUACGGGUAAAAGUGUUCCUUCAUAGAUGGGACGCAAUCGCGAUACAGGUAAGAGAGGCUAAGUGUGGUACCAGAGGCUGACCACGUCACUGACCACAUCAUUCGGGGCAGCCUACCAUCCCUUGUCCUUCUUCCCUGACAUGCACCUGUAUGGGACUUAGAAAGGAAACCACGGGCGGCAAAUGGAGUCACUUCUGCUGGGCCGUGUCACCAAACUAGUGCAUAAUGCCGAAGUUCACUGCACUUUUGACUUCCCCAGAAAUUCCGUUUCCACUGCUCAGUCAGGAAUACAGCGGUCAGCACCAAAAAGCGCUUUGGAGCUGCCCUCUGCGUGCUGGACGGGGUGCUGCCCAACCCAGAUACUCAGGAAUAGCGCCGAAAGCCCCUCAGAAUGCACCGUGUUGAAGUUUUAUGAUUUAACAGGAAGGUUUCUAAGUUCCUAACGAACUAUGAACUGACUAACGCGCUGAAGGAUGCAAGCAUGAAGAGCAACAACAACUUUCCAGGUAGACAGAGAGACUCAUUUAUUUCAGAGGCGCCUCAAGGGAUGAUUUGUCAUUUACCUCAGCCACGGAAUUCGGGAGUAUCUAACGUAACGGUUUUCUCCUUUGGAAGAAGAUUGGCCUUCCUGGAGUCUUCUCCGCCUUAAACCAGAACCAAAUGCGGUCCGGUACCUCUGAGGAGGGGCAGAACUUUCCGGAAUCCCUCAAGGUGAGACCUGACCGAAGCGCCGAACUCCAGGGUAGAAGACCCCUUUUCUGAGACCGCCCAAGUUCUGGGAGCCACAACACCCGGAAGACCCUCGGCCCUGACGACAGAGCAAGGGGCCAAUGAAAGAACAGGACGGGGCAUUUCUAGGCGUGCGCAUCCGCUAGGGCGGGACUUCCUGCCAAUUGCGGCGUUCGGCCUCUCUUUCCCGUUUGUUUACUUGGGAGGGUUCGGAAACGCACUUUGUGAAGGGUGAUUAGUGGAGAAGACGUGAGGGGGGGCUGUUUCCUCCAAGACAGACUCGGGGCCCGAGGCUCUGUGACAUCUCUCGAGUUGCCGCGUACCGGGGCUUAGACAAAGACUAAUGGCCCGGGUGUCCGCUCAGCUCCCGGCUCCGCUUCGCCCACAGAGUCCGAUGGCGGCAGCCCCGCCCAGGGACUCGGCUGAGGUUGCUGCUGUAGAGCAGAGGAUGAGGAGGCCCCCUUUGCACAGAGCGCUUCCGUAGGCGUUUCACGGACCUGGAUGCCCAGGGCUGCUCUGUCUUCCCGGAAGACCCACCCCUGUGAGAUGUGCGGUCCCGUCUUGAGAGACAUUUUCCACUUGGCUGAGCUCCAGGGGAAAGAAAACAGCCAGAAACGGUUGAGGUGUGGGGCCUGCGGGAAACGAUUUUCUUUCAGUGUGAAGUUGGAGCAGCAGCAGCAACAGGAGGAGCCCUCGGGAGCAAAACCAUUCAGAAGCCGUGUGUACCGGGCCUCUGCUGUCAAGAGCUGGGGAUUCGGUAGUUUGGGAAAGCCCUUUACCUGUGGAGAGGUUGAGAAGGACUUGCUGUCUGGCUCGGGGCAUCUGGGGCAAGAGGCCACUCGUACUGUGGAGAAGCCACAUAGAAUCUCCCAGUGCAGGGCCACAUUACAAUGCGGAAGCAGUCAUGGCGCUUGGGGUGGAUGCGAGAACGCCUUUGGUCCCAAACACACGGAUACUCGGGAGCAGGGUGUCCACUUUGGUAGACAGUCCUUUGUGUGCAGUGAAUGUGGGAAAAUUUUCAGGUACAAAUCCUUAUUUGCCAUACACCAGAGAUACCAUACUGGAGCACGACAUCAUGAGUUUGGUCCAUGUGGAAAAUCCCUUGGGCAACGACCAACCCUGAAUGAACAUAGGAAGACUCCGCGUGGGUCCACGCAGUACAUGUGCAGCAAAUGUGGGAAAUCCUUCAGUGGCAAAUCUGUCCCCCUUCAUGUCCAGAGAUGGCACAGUGGAGGAAAGAGUUAUGUUUGUAGCGAGUGUGCAGAAUCCCUUAGUGGGAGCUCAUUGUUGAUUAGUCAUAGGGUUCAGUCUGGAGAACGUUUAUAUAAGUGUCGUUGCUGUACAAAAUCUUUUCCGUCUAUGUCUGCCCUGUCAUAUCAUCAGAGAUCUCACACAGGGGAAAGACAGUAUGAGUGCAGUGAUUGUGGGAAAUGUUUUACCAGUAGUUCGGUCCUCCAUUACCACCAGAGACUUCACAUUGGAGAAAGGCCUUAUGAGUGCGGUGGCCAGUCCUUUCUCCGAAGAAAUAGCCUCAGUGUACACAUAAAGGUUCAUUCAGGUGAAAGGCCUUUCAAAUGUAAUGAAUGUGGGAAAUCUUUGAAGUGUAAGUCAGCAUUCAUUAAACACCAGAGAAUUCACACAGGAGAAAGGCCUUAUGAGUGCAGUGAAUGUGGCAAGUCCUUUCUACGAAGAAAUACUCUGAAUGUACACAUAAAGGCUCAUUCAGGGGAAAGACCUCAUAAUUGUAAUGAAUGUGGGAAAUCAUUUAAGUUUAAGUCAACAUUCAUUAAACACCAGAGAAUUCACACAGGAGAAAGGCCUUAUGCUUGCAGUGAAUGUGGGAAAUCUUUUAUCUCUAGGACUGACCUACGGUAUCAUCAGAGAAUUCACACAGGAGAGAGACCUUAUCAGUGCACAGAAUGUGGCAAGUCCUUUUUCCGAAGAAAUAUCCUCAAAGUACACAGAAAGGUUCACUCAGUUGAAAGGCCUUAUAAGUGUAAUGAAUGUGGGAAAUCUUUGAAGUGUAAGGCAUCAUUGAUUAAACACCAGAGAAUUCACACAGGAGAGAGGCCUUAUGAGUGCAGUGAAUGCGGGAAAUCUUUCAUCACUAGUUCUGUGCUUCAUUCUCACCAGAGAGUUCACACUGGAGAAAGGCCUUAUGAAUGCAGUGACUGUGGGAAAACUUUUACCACUAGUUCUGUCCUCCGUGAUCACCAGAGACUUCAUACUGGAGAAAGGCCUUAUGAGUGCAGUGAAUGUGGGAAAACUUUUACCACAAGUUCUGCCCUGCAUUAUCACCACAGAGUCCACACUGGAGAAAGACCUUAUAAGUGCACUGAAUGUGGCAAGACCUUUGUCCGAAGAAAUAGCCUGAGCGUGCACCUAAAAGUUCACUCAGGUGAAAAGCCUUAUAAGUGUAAUGAAUGUGGGAAAUCAUUGAAGUGUAAGUCAACAUUCAUUCAACACCAGAGAAUUCACACAGGAGAAAGGCCUUAUGAGUGCAGUGAAUGUGGGAAAUCUUUUUCAGCUACUUCUGUCCUUCGUUCUCACCAGAGAAUACACACAGGAGAAAGGCCUUAUGAGUGUAGUGAAUGUGGAAAAUCUUUUACCUCUAGUUCUGCCCUCCGUUCUCACCAAAGAGUGCACACUGGAGAAAGGCCUUAUGAGUGCCAUGAGUGUGGCAAGUUCUUUCUCCACAGAAAUAGCCUCAAUGUACACAUCAAGGUUCACUCAGGUGAAAGACCCUAUAAAUGUAAUGAAUGUGGGAAAUCUUUGAACUAUAAGUCAACGUUCAUUCAACACCAGAGAAUUCAUACAGGAGAAAAACCUUACCUGUGCAGUGAAUGUGGGAAAUCUUUUAGUCAUAGCUGCGCCCUCCGGUAUCAUCGUCAGAGUCACCUUGGAAUAAGUCCCUAUGAUUGUAGUGAAUGUGGGAAAUCUUUUACCUCUAGUUCUGUCCUCCGUGAUCACCAGAGACUUCACACUGGAGAAAGGCCUUAUGAUUGCAGUCAGUGUGGGAAAUCUUUCACUGCUCGUUCUGUCCUCCGUUCUCACCAGAGAGUUCACUCUCGGGAAAGGCCUUAUGAGUGCAGUGAAUGUGGCAAGUCCUUUGUCAGAAGAAAUAGCCUCAAUGUACACAUAAAGGUUCACUCAGGUGAAAAGCCUUAUAAGUGUAGUGAAUGUGGGAAAUCUUGGAAGUGUAAGUCGACAUUCAUAAAACACCAGAGAAUUCAUAUAGGAGAAAAGUCUUUUGCUUGCAGCUAAUGUGGGAAAUCUUUUAUGAGUCAUGGUGCUCUUAGUCAUCAUCACAGAGUUCACAGUAGCAACAGGCCUUAGGGGUGCUGGUGUUGUGGGGAAUCUUUUUGCUAAAUCUUUAGUCUCCUUCAACCUGAGGAAAUACACAGGAAAUAGAGUCCUUAUGGGCAAUAUUAUGAACUGAAUGUUUAUGUUCACAAAAACUGGUAUGUUCAACCCCUAUCCUCUAAUGCAGUAGGUUUAGCAUGUGAUGUCUUGGGAGAUAAUUCAUAGAUAACGUUUCAUGAAAAUCUGAAUUAGCCCUGGAGCAAGGCUUCAUGAGUAGGUGAAUGACACAAUUCCUUUAUCUGGUUAUCUGUAUUCAUUCCACACUUGAGAGUUCACACUGCAGAAAGAGUUAAAAAUAGCAUAAAAUGUAACAUUUCCUUCUUUAGAAUAUUUACUCUGGAGAAGAACCUUUUUGAGGAAGCCACCUUCCUGAAUUGAACUUUGUUCACCUGAAUCUCUACAGUGGAAUGACUUUGCGUAAGUUCAGCCUUUUGGCAAAAAAUUCAGAAGGUGUAUAUUGUGUUCUAAUGUGUCUGAAGUUAAUGCUAGAAGUCACUGCCAGAUUGCAUGGCAGAAGUCAUUUCAUCUCUGCCACCUGGAUGGUCCCAAUAAUGUAGAUCAGUCACCACCCAACAUGCUUAACAGUGCUGCUGUCCUUUGUCAUUUGCUGAUGGAAAUUACAGGUAAUUGGGUCUCUUCAUUUCCUUCUGAUUUUGGUCAUGCAUGUAACCCAGUGUUGACCAUCAGCACCUGAUCUAUGUUUUGGGCAGUUAGUUGCACAGGAAGACUAAAUCUCAUAGGGAGUUGUUGGUCUUAUAAUGCUUCUGAUAAAUCUUUGCAGCUUCCAAGCUGCAAUUUCAAUUGCAUUUCCAAUCAAUUUCCAAUCUGCAUUUCCAGAGGAAAUGUUUAUGCAUUAAUAUGUCCUUUUUAUUUAAUUACCUGUAAUCUUCGGUGUUGUGUUCACUCUAAGGAGUGGUUUGAAAUCAGAAUUGGGCUCCCCACAUGUAGGAGUGAGCAGAUUUCAUUGCAUUCCAUGUUAAUUGUGUCCCACAAUGGAUAUUACCUACCUGCAUACAUUACUAUUCUCCAGCCUGGGCCUUAAUUUGCAUUAACUCUGAAACCUAUCUGAUGGGCUGAAUGUGCACUCACAAUUCACAUUUUGAAGUUAUAAUCCCCCCAACCUCUCAACGUGACUAUAGUUAGACAUAGCAUCUUCAAAGACAUCAUGAAGUUGAAGUGGGUUAUUAGGAUGGACUCAUGCGGUAUGGCUGGUGUCAUAAGAAGAGGAGAUGAGGGUACAAGCACACCUGGGUGAUUGUGAAGAUGGGAUCCCCAUCUGCAAGCCAAGGAGAAAGGCCUCAGAAGAAACUAACCCGGCUGACACCUUAUGUUCAUUUUCGAGACACCAGGUUGGGGUGAAAUAAAUUUCUCUUGUCUGGUCACUCAGAGCGUGGUACCAUGUUACAUCAGUUCUAGCUAAUACAGCCUCCUCAGAUCUACACCUAGGUUUUGUGGUCUGGGUGCCAGGAAGCUUUGUGUGCCCAGAGGUCACCGUGAAGAGGGAGCACUUGAGACCUUCUCCAGUGCUUGUGGAAACAAAUAUUUUGCUUGUCCAUAGCUGAUAGCCCAGGCUGCCGGGCACUGUUGAGUGGAAUCUCUACCCACAUCCUUCACAGGAGUCUUGUGACCAGCUGUGCAGUUUCCACUUGGAGCUGCACAGGGGCAGGGGGACUCUAAUUGGUAAUCUAGAUGAUUGGGUAACUAGGGAGUAGAGGAGACACCAGCCACCUAAGUAGUAUGUAUCUCUUAAAGUGUGCCCUCAGAUGUUGUAGUGACUGGCUGGGAAGGAUCAGUGUGCACAGAAAUUCUCCACUUUCAGAUACACAUUGUCAAAAUAAUCCAAAGGUCUCUGAAUUAUUUUGUCCUUUGUGGUGCUUACAUGUCAAGGCCACUGUGGUUUAGGCCAGAAAACGACAAAAACGGGAGAUUUCAGAGUCCAAGGGUGUAACUUUGUGACCCCACUUAGGGAGCAUUCUUCUUAGUGUCUUGUAUAGCUAUGGCAGACACGUGUUCUGAAUCAGCUUCCUCCCUGGUUGUCACUCAGGUACACCCCAGCCUCCAGGGCUAUAAAAGCAAGUCUUACUGGUGGAGGUGGUGUGGAGUCCUACUUCUGCUAAGGUUGCCCUAGUCUUGCUUGUGUCCCCAAGGCCUUCUAUAAACCAUUCCUUGGGUUGUGUGGGUGG
Molecule: messenger RNA, 6817 nt
Organism: Mustela erminea (ermine)
Lineage: Eukaryota; Metazoa; Chordata; Mammalia; Carnivora; Mustelidae
Product: zinc finger protein 271-like
Exons: 5
Coding region: 1773-4535 (920 amino acids)
Biological process (GO): regulation of DNA-templated transcription
Source: RefSeq, a predicted model, not a curated record